AUGUCGAAGGCGUGGGUCGACGAGUCCAAGGAGGGCCACGUCGCCAUGAAGGACUUCGACGUCGACGGCGGCGUGAAUGGCGACGGCAUCGUCGACAACGCCGAGAUGCUCGCGGGCCUCAAGAGCAUCCGCGCGCCGACGGACCGCGAGCGGCUCACGAACGACAUCCUGAACACGUCCGUCAUGAGCGCGCUCGUCGGCGGCUUCGCCCUGGGGUCGCUCUCGCCGCCGGGCGACAAGAACCUCGACAAGUACGUCUACAUCUGCGCGUACGUCGCCGUGCACGCCUGCACGUGCUCCGCGCUGACAUCCGCGUUCCUCUACGCGGCCGUCAACGGCAUGGCGGACGCGGCCGUCGCGGGCUGGGCCGCGAAGAACUGGCCGCUGCUGGCGCUGCCGAUGAUGAAGUUCGUCGUCGGCACGAUGUGCUACAUGACCUCCGUCAUCCUCACGUCCUACCGGGACCUCGGCGGCGCCGAGUCCCUCGAGAAGUGGCAGAAGCUCGCGCUCUUCAUCGGCGUCAUGAGCGUGGCCAUGGUCUGGGGCGCCUUCUUCUGGAUCCGCCGCUCCAUGGCGGCCGCGCCCAAGACCGCGCCCGCGGGGCCGCCCUUCCAGCUCUUCAUGUGCGCGCAGAAGUCCGAGAUCCCCGUCACGCCCGGCGGGUGCAUGUUCUGCGUGAGCCGCGCGAUCUCCUCGGAGACGUGCAUCGAGCGGCUCUACGAGGCCCGCCGCAGCCUCACGCUGUUCACGCUGGUCGUGAACCUCUGCUUCGGCAUGGCGUUCUCCAUCACGACGUUUAACGUCGUCGGCCGCUGCGUGACCGAGCCCUGCGUGGCGGAGACGGCGGGCCUGCUGCGCAUCAACAGCGGCACGUCCUUCGGCCUGCUGCUCACGGGCUUCCUCUUCAUCCUCCAGCCCGUCUACGGCCUCUGGUUCUUCCGCGUCAAGUGCUCGGACGUCGUCGGCGGCGCGUUCGUCGGCGCGACGGUCAUGCUGAGCCUCCAGGCCAUGAUGACGUCGAGCCAGUGGUCCUACGUCGCCAAGGGCGUGGCGACCAUGGACCCCAUCGUCGCGUCGUCGGGCGUCGUCGUCAAGGGCAACGAGACGUUCUUCUCGGCGUUCGAGGCAAUCGCCGCGCUCGCGGGCCUCAUGUGCGCCCUGCUCAUCCUCAACGCCAUCGAGCUGAGCUUCUGCCUCGAGUACUUCUGCGACAACGACGCCGCGAAGCUCCGCGCCCAGCGCUUCGCCGAGAGAAUACGGCGAGGCUACCAGUACCAGGGCGUCCACCAGUCGUCGGACGCGACCGUCGACGACGACGACCUCGACGACGACAUCUAG
Molecule: messenger RNA, 1338 nt
Organism: Aureococcus anophagefferens
Lineage: Eukaryota; Pelagophyceae; Pelagomonadales; Pelagomonadaceae
Exons: 4
Coding region: 1-1338 (445 amino acids)
Source: RefSeq, a predicted model, not a curated record